This is a messenger RNA of Anopheles coustani, 2790 nucleotides long. RefSeq names its product tau-tubulin kinase homolog Asator (gene Asator). Gene Ontology annotation, molecular function: protein serine/threonine kinase activity; ATP binding. Gene Ontology annotation, biological process: peptidyl-serine phosphorylation; signal transduction. The transcript is spliced from 9 exons. The record is from RefSeq and is a predicted model, not a curated record. Lineage: Eukaryota; Metazoa; Arthropoda; Insecta; Diptera; Culicidae. The coding region runs from base 52 to 2790 and encodes 912 amino acids. Gene Ontology annotation, cellular component: cytoplasm; nucleus.
GGGCCAGACUUGCUAAACACUCGCGAACCGGACCGGACUCCGCUCCCCGCGAUGGACGAUCUGCUGCAGGCUGGCCAUGUGGUGAAGGAACGAUGGAAGGUACUGAAGAAAAUUGGUGGCGGCGGCUUCGGCGAAAUAUACGAGGGCCAGGAUCUGAUCACCCGGGAGCAGGUGGCGCUGAAGGUGGAGUCGGCCCGCCAGCCCAAGCAGGUCCUCAAGAUGGAGGUCGCCGUACUCAAGAAGCUGCAAGGGAAGGAGCAUAUCUGCCGCUUCAUCGGGUGCGGGCGAAACGAUCGCUUCAAUUACGUCGUGAUGCAGCUGCAGGGGAAGAACCUGGCCGAACUAAGGCGCUCGCAGGCACGUGGUGCCUUCUCGCUCAGCACAACGCUGAGAAUUGGCCUCCAAAUACUGAAAUCGAUCGAGUCCAUCCAUUCGGUCGGCUUUCUUCAUCGUGAUAUAAAACCAAGUAACUUUGCCAUAGGAAGACUACCGCUCACUAGUCGUAGGAUCUACAUGCUAGACUUCGGCUUAGCUAGGCAGUACACAACCGGAACGGGUGAGGUGCGAUGUCCUCGAGCGGCGGCAGGAUUCCGCGGUACCGUACGGUACGCUUCAUUAAAUGCGCACAAAAAUCGGGAGAUGGGCCGUCAGGACGAUCUGUGGUCGUUGUUCUAUAUGCUUGUUGAGUUUGUUACCGGCCAGCUUCCAUGGCGUAAAAUUAAGGAUAAGGAGCAGGUGGGAAUGUUGAAAGAAAAGUAUGAUCAUCGUUUGCUACUCAAGCACUUGCCUUCGGAUUUCAAGUACUUCUUAGAGCAUAUUCAAUCGCUAAACUAUGCUGACAAGCCGGAUUACGCAAUGCUAAUUUCGCUGUUCGAACGAUGCAUGAAGCGUCGCGGCGUGAAAGAAACGGACCCGUUCGACUGGGAAAACAACGCGGAGCAAACGUACAGCGCCGGUGGUGAAGCCAAAGCGAUCAACGCAGCCGUACCAAAGAGUGAACUAAUCAAAAAACAUAAAGAUAUCGAAAUGACCGAGGAGAAACGUAAGCCGAUCGUGGAUUCGGCCAAAGUCAUGCACACCGAGCCGAUAGAGUCGAUGAAGCCGCUGCAGCAGAGCGCGGUCACAGCCGCUGCGGCCGCCGCAGCCAAGACGGCUCAGAACAACCACCACGAUCCGAACGAGCCGAACGAGCUGAAGAUCCAGCAGGAAACCAAGACGGACGCGGCCCUGCCGUCGAUCGAGAUGGUGGUCGUCAAGAACGAGAUACCGCUGGUGCGGGCCCACACGGAGGUGAUGACGAAGCCGGUCAAGCACGGCAGCAACCGGCUACGAAUACUGACCGCGCCGCCGGUUAACAUCAAGGACUUCACCUCGUCGUCGGGCGACAAGCACCAGCAGCAGCAGCAGCAGCGCGAUCAGCAGCAGCCGCAUCACCACGCGCCGUUCCACCAUGGCAGCAACGACCUCAGCAACGUGUCGAUGGACCUGAAGGCGAAGCUGCUGAAGACGGAGGCGGACGACCUGUCCUACUCGCCGGCGGUGGACGGUGGUGGCGGGGGCGGCAACUUGCGCGAUCUCGCCCAGCACUGCCAUCAGUCGCAGACGACCAGCGCGUCGCAGAAGCACCAGCACCAGUCGCACCCGCUGCAGCAGCUGCGCGACCAUCAGCAUCAGCGCGACCACGACCAGCAGCAGACGCCGCAGCAGCACCAGCUCCACCAGCUGCAGGAGCAGCUGCAGCGCCAGAGCCACGCGCUCAACAAGAGCCUCCGGUCGCUGGGCAGCUCGACGACCGCCACCAGCAACAAGUACGCCGGCCGCAGCAUGCACACCGACGCGGACAAGAGCUGCCGGGACUACUCGAUCACGCAGCACGCCAUCAUCGACGACGAUAACGCGAGCCAGCACCAGACGCCCAAGUACCAGGGCGCGCUCACGCUGGCCUCGCAGUGGAAGAGCCAGUUCGACGACUCGGACGACUCCACCGACGGCCUCUGGAAGGGCGAGCAACAUUCCGAAAAUGCAUCGAAGAAGAACUACACUAACCUCAACAACAACAAGAGCAGCAUGGCCGCUUCGACCGCCGGCGGCGUGGUCGGCGUCGUCGGCGGCGGGAAUCAAGCUCCUCAGGCGUCCCCGCCGGCUCAGCAGCAGCCGCAACCGCCGGCAUUUCCAGCCACCAACGCAAACAACGAUCCGAAGGCCGAAGCCACCGCCCCCGCCGGAGGGCCCAAGACGAAUGGAGUCGGGGGCGGGGAGGAAGCGCCACCGCCGCCGCCGCCCGAAGAGGCCGCGGCGCCGGCCAAGGAGGAGGACGCGGCUGGUGCGGCGAACGGUGUUAGUGGUGCUGGUGCUGGUACCGUGCCGCUGUUCGACAAUUCCAAGGUGGUGGCGUCGGUUGCUCCGCCACCACCGCCGCCGGCCACCACCACCACCAUCUCGGCGAGCAUCAUGGCAAUACCGCUGGCCGGUGGAGCGGCCGGCUUAGGAACCGCGGACGCGACCGACGCCCUCAUGGCCGAUGUUACCGGCAAUGGCACCGUCGCCACCGUUCCCUAUCCACUCCAGUACGAUGCCGACGCGGGCGACGAAGCCGGCGAGGAGGAAGAAGAGGAAGAAGUAGAGGAGGAAGAGGAGGAGGAGGAGGAGGAGGAAGAAGAGGACGAAGAGGAAGAGAACGGACCGAGGGGGGUGGGCGUGGUCGGGCUGGUUGGCGGGUACACGGCCGUCGCGGGCGCCCCGGUUGCGGCCGGUGGCAACGCGGAACUAUCUAGUAAUCUCAAAUCUUAA